AUGCAACUCACGCGAUACGUGAAAAUAUGCGAAACCGAGGAUGAUCAACCGAUCGAAGUGCCUCUGGAAGAUGACGAUACGCUUUUACUGUCAACAUUAACCGCCCAGUUUCCAGAUUGCACGGGACUGAAGUACAGGUCUGGCGACUCAGGAUGCUAUCGCGGUGUUCGUCUUUUGGAUGACCGUUUAUUUCCUCCCACUGAUGGACACUGGCACGAAAACACAUUUUGUUGUGUAUUUCCAAAAUGUUCCAAGAGAAAAGCAGAUGAGGAUUCGUUAGAUUCUAAAAUGAAGCAAAAACGUUUUGAUAAAAAGACGUGUACGGAUCUGAUAGUGUUAAACUUGCCUUGGCGAGCCGAUGAAGAUACUUUACGUGACUAUUUUAGUCAGUACGGCGACCUUGUGAUGAUCCAGAUCAAAAGAGACCCAGUAACUCAGCAAAGUAAAGGAUAUGGGUUUAUCCGCUUCUCUGAUUAUACAGCACAAGUUAUGUGUUUGGCUGAAAGACAUACCAUUGAAAAUCGACAGUGUGAUGUUCGUAUCCCCAUAUCAAAGAUGGAGGGUGACCGUCAAGAAGUUUCUCGAAAAGUUCACAUUGGAAGGUUAACAGAAGAUAUUAGUCCAGAAAUCCUCCGUCAGCAUUUUUCUCAAUAUGGAAGAGUAUCUGAUGUUUUCAUACCCAAACCCUUUCGAUCAUUCGCUUUCAUUACGUUUGACGACCCCGAGGUUGCAGCCUCUUUAUUAGGCAAGGACCAAGAAAUUCAAGGUGUUCGUAUAAGCGUUGGUUCUGCAGUUCCCAAGCUUCCUCCUUCUGCUCGUCAAAAUAACACUAAUAAUCAACGAAUUCCAGUUAACUCGAUGCAAGCUGCUCUUCAGUCAACGAUGUUGGGAACCCAACAAUGGGGUGAACUUGUGGAACAUAUGCUUACACUGUAUGGUGCUUCUCUGUCGAAUCCUAAAACUCAUGAACAAAGCAAGUAUCUAUAAAAGUAUGUCUUGUAUUUUACCCGAUAAAGCAAGGUUAGCAAUAGUUUCAUAAUUGAGUCACUCGAGUGUCAGCUAAUUUGAUCUCACAUUCACCAACUUCGGUUAGAUCAAACGAAUAACAUCACUAGCUAUCACGAAUAAAUCAGUAUUUGAUAAAGUAUUUGCAGUAUUACAAUAGUAGUGAAUUAAGGUUUAAAUCACUGGAUCCAGGAUCCUUAAAUGUUGGACGUUACUACAACUGACUCAAAUCAAUUGACAGUAUUCGCGUAUAGGGGUUUUAUCUAUCUUUUCGUCAGUUAGUAGGCUUUCCAAUUUUUUUUUAGUACGUUACUCGUUAAAUUUGGUUUUUGCUUUAUGUAUUGAUCUUUGUAUAAUUGUAGUCACUUACAAUUUGUUAAAUGCCUUUUUAAAUUAAUUUUC
This is a messenger RNA of Schistosoma turkestanicum, 1407 nucleotides long. The record is from the annotation of a GenBank genome assembly. Lineage: Eukaryota; Metazoa; Platyhelminthes; Trematoda; Strigeidida; Schistosomatidae.